UAUUUGGUGUUACUCACCUCACGUACCCACCAAAUUGUACCAUCCAAUUUGGUGAAAAAAUUGAUCUUUCGGGCAGAACAGCGUGUGUUGGGAAGAUGAAGAUGAAGGGGGUGUUGUGGGUUGUAGUUGUAACAGUGGUGGUUGCAGCAUGGAUUCCCCUUUCACACUGUUCAAAGAAACCGGUGGGGGUGGCUAGAAAGGAGGACAUUCCGUACAUCAAGUGUCAAGUGUGUGAGAAGCUCGCUAAAGAGUUGUAUCAGCAGGUUCAAAACAAGCAAGCUGAGAUCGCUCCCAAAAAGAUCUCGGAGUACCAAAUCAUUGAGAUAGCGGAGAAUGUUUGUAAUCUGAAAAAGGUAGAAGCGGAUUGGAUAUUGCGCAUAGAUAUUGUGGAGAAAGAAGAUAGGCUGGAGCUGGUGGAACAAGACUCUGAAGGACAAUGUAAUUCUGAAUGCAAGACAAUUGAGCGAGCCUGUCAAGAGGUCAUAGGAUAUUCUGAUACCGAUGUUGCCGAAUAUUUAUAUAAUUCCAAGCCUGAUAUUGAUUCAUUGCGCAAUUAUCUCUGCAAAGAUCUUUCUAAAGCAUGCAGUAGCAAGCCACCUCCUGUCCCUAAGGACAGGGCUCCUGGUGAACCAUUUGUUGCAAAGUCUUCCAAGGAGGCUGAAAUGGAAAAGCUACUAAAAUCUAUGGAGGGCAUGCCAGGAGCACCCGGCAUGAAAAUGUACUCAAGAGAUGAUUUAAUGAACAUGAAGAAUUUUGGUGGUGAAGAUGGCGAUGAAGAAGAUGAGGAUGAUGAUGAUGAUGAGGCCAGCUUCCCAUCGAAAUUGGGAAAUGUUUUGAGAGCAAAAGAAAGUGGAAAAAGAGACUGGAAACAAAUGGUAAAAAAGGGAAUUGAGGACGCAAGCAUGACACUGAAGAAACAUGCAAACAAAGUUUCUAACCAUAUACGACAGUGGUGGAGGGGAAAGAGGAGAACCAAUUCAAAGAAAGGAGGGAAGACAGAACUUUAGUGCUGAUAAUCUAUCUCCUGAUAGUUGAACAAUUGCACAACAUUUCCACCACGUUGGGUUAUUGAUAUUACUACACCAAAGAUGGACAAGAAUUUAGAAGGGAAUCAAAUGAGAACUUCACAAUCACCACUUGGAAUGAUUUGUUUUCCAGUCCAGGAUUUGCUAUCUAAUGAUGAGUAUGAGGGUGGAUGUAUACUCGGUAACCUUUUAGAGGCUACACUUUUUUGAGAUUUAAUCAUGGAUAUUUUUUAGACAAGUUUUGGAAAUGUAUUGUGCCCUCAAUGAUAAUGUUUAGCAAAAAUAACUUAGUUGAAAACUGAAAAGUUAAGUAAAAAUUGAAAAGUAUUUUUUUAA
Molecule: messenger RNA, 1361 nt
Organism: Glycine soja
Lineage: Eukaryota; Viridiplantae; Streptophyta; Magnoliopsida; Fabales; Fabaceae
Exons: 7
Coding region: 96-1007 (303 amino acids)
Source: RefSeq, a predicted model, not a curated record